Messenger RNA from Leptopilina heterotoma, 2553 nucleotides. RefSeq lists its product as uncharacterized. NCBI's taxonomy places the organism in Eukaryota, Metazoa, Arthropoda, Insecta, Hymenoptera, Figitidae. The transcript is spliced from 2 exons. The record is from RefSeq and is a predicted model, not a curated record. The coding region runs from base 1 to 2553 and encodes 850 amino acids.
AUGUCUGAAGAGUCUCAACAAUCAAAUUCUAAUCAAAAUUCAUCUUCAAAUACACUUGAAAAAGAAGCUAGUAUCAAUUGCCAUGUUCGUAGUCCCUCACAAGUUUAUUUAGCAACAGCCAUCGUCGAUGUUUUAGACAGUCAAGGAAGAUAUCAACCUUGUCGUGUCAUGCUUGAUGGAGGGGCUCAAUCUUGUACAAUAACGAGCAAUUGUGUAUCUCGUUUAGGUUUAAAACAAACUCCAUUUGAAAUUCCAUUAUUAUCAAUCGAUGACAUGAGCACAAAUGUCAAAUUUAAAACUUCCACCACAAUUCGCUCUCCUGAUCCAAAAUUCAAUGAACCAUCUCCAAUCGAUAUAAUUAUAGGAGCAGAAUAUACAUACAAUUUCUUAGGUUCUGGUAAAUUGAGUAUCAAGGGACAUUCUGCUGUUUUACAAAACACGACACUAGGUUGGAUAUUAGCAGGUAGAAUUUUCGACGUCAAACAAAGACACAAUACAAAUUCACAAGCGUCAAUUUGCAACUUUUUACACAAUACAAGUUUACCUCUCUUGUGGGAGCUUGAUCAAGUUCAACCCACCUGUACGCGUUCCAAAGAAGAAGAAGAGUGCGAGACACAUUACAAAGAAAACACAUUUCGCGAUGAUUCGGGUUCUUACGUAGUUAAAUUACCCUUUAAUGAGAAGGUAAAAAUGUUAGGCGAAUCAAAAAGGAUGGCCUUUCAAAGAUUCUAUUCACUUGAGAAAAGAUUUGAAAGGGAUCCAUUGACUAAAAAAUCAUACUUAGAAUGUGUGAACAAUUAUUUAGAUGAGGGACACAUGAAAGAAGUAACUGAUAAGGCAUCUUUAGAUAGUGGAUACUACCUUCCUCACCACGCAGUCAAAAAAGAAGGUAGUCUUACGACUGAAACUCGAGUAGUAUUUGACGGUUCCACCAAAACUGAUACAGACCUCUCUUUAAAUGACUGUCUUAAAGUCGGUCCCACAAUUCAAAAUGAUAUUUUUUCAAUAUUCACGAGAUUCCGUUCUCACCCAGUCGCAUUGACAGCUGACAUCAAACAAAUGUACAGACAAGUAAAAGUACACCCUUCCGAUAGUAUAUAUCAAAGAAUUUUAUGGAGAAACAAUCCUAAUGAGCCAAUUAAAAUCUAUGAAUUAAAUAGGGUAACCUUUGGCACAGCAUGCGCACCUUUUCUUGCAACUCGCACUCUGCUACAAUUAGCAGAAGACGAGAGGGAGUCGUUUCCAGUAGCUUCACACACUCUUAAAAGGGACUUUUAUGUUGAUGAUCUUGUCACUGGUGCUGAAUCAUAUGAAAAAGCACUUUCACUCAGAAAUAAUUUAAUGGAACUGUUAAAAAAGGGCGGUUUUAAUCUUAGAAAAUGGGGCUCAAACGAUAGUAGAUUAACACGUGACUUUCCGGGCAAUCCAACAAUCACACACAUGUCAUUAGAUCCAUCAGACACUAUAAAAACAUUAGGCGUUUAUUGGGAUUCAAAAACUGACUCAAUUACGUACACAGUUAAUAUUCCUAAGGUCAAUGAGAAAAUAACAAAACGUUCAAUUUUGUCACAAGUAGCAAAAUUAUUUGAUCCCUUAGGAUUAUUAGGUCCGAUUAUAGUUAAAGCUAAAAUUUUGAUACAACUCCUGUGGAAAGCAAAACUUGAAUGGGAUGAACCCGUUCCUCACAAGUUACAAACUUCUUGGUUAGAAUAUAAAAAUGAAUUAGAACUCAUCAAUGAUGUACGAUUCGAGAGAUUUAUUGUUAUUCCAAAUGCAAAAGAAACACAAAUCCAUGGUUUUUGUGACGCAAGCACAAAGGCAUAUGGAGCUUGUGUGUACUUGCGCUCAACAGACGAUCAGGGAAAUAUUCAAUGCUCUCUUAUAGCUGCAAAAUCUCGCGUUGCGCCUUUAAAAUGCGUAACAUUGCCAAAAUUAGAAUUGUGUUCAGCUUUAGUAUUGACAAAGUUGUAUACAUCAAUCGCUCAAUCGAUUCCAAUGUCCUUUAAUAAAAUAUUUUUUUGGUCAGACUCGACCAUUGCUCUUAAUUGGAUCAAGACACAGCCAUACAAUUUACCCACAUUCGAAGCAAACAGAGUAGCAGAAAUUCAAAAGGUCACUCCAGACCAAUGGUUUCAUGUUCCGACUGAAUGCAAUCCAGCAGAUCUCAUAUCCAGAGGUCAAGGUCCAAGGGAGUUUGUACAAACAACCAUUUGGCGAAAUGGUCCAGUUUGGCUCUCUCAACCUCCCGAAAAAUGGCCAAAAUCAAGAUGCAUGGUUUCAGACCAAGCAAAAAAGGUGGUCACAGAACCUGUCACAACACUGACCUUGACUAACUUUGUUGAGGAUCAAAGUUAUGACCACUGUAUAAACAUCUACUCUAAACACAGUAAUUUAAAGUCGUUAAAGAGAAUCUUUGCUUAUUGUCUCAGAUUCAUUCACAACAUAAAGAUAAAAAAUGCUUCACAAAAGGUUAAGGGUCCUUUAUCAAUUCAAGAACUUGAUGAAGCAUUGUUAGGUUUAAUCAAAUUAACACAAGUUUUCGGCAGAAAUUAA